Molecule: messenger RNA, 4677 nt
Organism: Colletotrichum orchidophilum
Lineage: Eukaryota; Fungi; Ascomycota; Sordariomycetes; Glomerellales; Glomerellaceae
Product: ABC transporter
Exons: 3
Coding region: 1-4677 (1558 amino acids)
Biological process (GO): transmembrane transport
Cellular component (GO): membrane
Molecular function (GO): ATP hydrolysis activity; ABC-type transporter activity; ATP binding
Source: RefSeq, a predicted model, not a curated record
AUGCAAGAUGAAUCACUCUUGUUCAUCGAGGUCGGAGCUGCUUUGGGCGUAAUCGCUCUCACUUCAGUUCCGGCCCUUGCAGGACUCGUCAGACAACUUCAAUCCCGCAAACCCAAGGAUCAUUUCUACGAGGACAAGGACGGUAAAGCCACGGCCGAGUCAUCUGCCGCCUUUUCCAACCGCUGGCCCAAGACCUUCAUUUUCUUGUUCGCUUUCUUGGGUUUGGCCGUUUCAUUGGCAAACUCCAUCUUGGCAACACUCUCCCUUCACACCGGUAAAUAUGAUAGCUUAUUCAUUGCAGAAUGGCUCUCAACCGGCGUCUCGAUCCUUUUGGCCCUCCAAGCCGUGAGCAUCACUGCGUCAAAUGACUCUGUUCAAGCCUACAGCCUCGGCUUAUGGCUUUGGCUUUCUGGUUUGAUCUUUGCCGCCGUUCAGGUCUUGCAGGAUACCAAGGUGCUUGAUCAGCUUCUGUCCACCAAUCCUGUUUCCUUCGGCCUCAAGAUUGCGAGCCUAGCUCUGACCGUUGGCCUCAUUGUGACGAGCGUCACUCUGCCCAGAAGACCGGACGUCUACUUCGAGGGCAAGGUCGUCGACCGCCUCAGAACAGUUCCCGCCUACAGCCGCUUCACCUGGGGCUGGUGCAGCGGAAUUAUCGACAUGGCCACUAAGAAGAAGGAUCUAGAUGCAUCUGACCUGCCUAAGCCGGAUCAUUGGACUCGCUCCGAAGAUGCGGCCGCGUCGUGGAAGUCGUACGACUUCAAGCCAGACUCCAACCUAUGGUGGUCCAUCAUCUGGGCCUACCGAGUACCCUUGUUCGUCCAGUGGUCCAUUGCUAUUUCCAAGGCAUUCUUGAAUCUUGCCCCUUCAUGGAUCACGCUUCAAAUCCUUGAGACUCUUCAACGUAGAAAGCCCGGUGAAGAUCUCCCAGCCGAUAUCUGGAUUUUGGUCUUCUGGCUCGGUCUAGUCAUUCUCGCCGACGCGUGGGUAGAGGCGACCAUGUUCUGGCUGUCUUGGGCCGAGCUCUGCAUUCCCCUCAGGGGCGCCCUUUCUGCUCUCAUCUUUGAGAAGUCGAUGCGAAGGAAGAACGUAAAGGCGGCUUCCAAGCAGGAAGCUGACGAGAAGGAGGAUGAGGCCGACGCAAAGGAUGACAAGAAGAAGAAGAGCGAUGAAGAAGAGGCCGAAGACGACAAUGUGCUCAAGUCGAAGCAAGCCAUAAUCAACCUGAUUGGUGUCGACGCCAAGCGUAUUUCCGAUUUCGCCGCCUUCCAGUUCCUCUUCCCAUCCAGCGCUGCCAAGCUCCUUGUCGCCAUCUGGUUCCUGGUCUACCUACUUGGCUGGGGUCCUCUCGGUGCCGGACUCCUCGCAUGGGCUGUUCUUCUUCCCAUCAACUUCUCCUAUGCCAAGGUGUACUCCAAGGCACAGGAUAAGCUCAUGAAGAUUCGUGACCAGAAGUUGGCAGUUGUCAACGAGGCCCUCGUAGGCAUGCGCCAGAUCAAGUUUUCCGCGCUCGAGCCUCAAUGGGAGAAACGCAUCCUGGCCAUGCGAGAGAAGGAACUUGGUGCCUUGUGGCAGGUUUUCAAGGGUGAUACUGUGCUCUUCGGCAUGUGGAUUACCAGCCCCAUUGCUCUGGCCGCCGUUUCCCUGGCUGUUUACGCAUGGAUCAACGGUACCCUGAUCCCAUCUGUUGCUUUCGUCAGUAUCGGUGUCUUCAAGAACCUCGAGGUCACCCUCGCCGUCCUCCCCGAGCUCAUUACCGACGUCAUCGACGCAAACAUUUCUGUCAAGAGAAUGCAGGACUAUCUGAACGGACCCGAAAAGACCAAGACUGUGACUGAGGGAUCCGAUGUGGCCUUCCAAAACGCCACUAUUGCUUGGCCCGUUGACGACGAGGUCAAGGACGAGGACAGAUUCAUCUUGCGCAAUAUCGACGUCACCUUCCCUGCUGGCGAGCUGUCCGUCAUUUCUGGUAAGACUGGUACGGGUAAGAGUUUGAUGCUGGCUGCCGUUCUCGGCGAGUCAGAUCUCUUGUCUGGUACCAUCUACGCGCCGAAGCCUCCCUCAAUCAACGAGAGAAACGACGACAAGGCCAACCGUGGCAACUGGAUCAUCCCGAGCAGCAUUUCGUUCGUCGGCCAGAUCCCAUGGAUCGAAAAUGCCACACUCAGGAGCAACAUUCUCUUCGGACUCCCCUUUGACGAGGAGAGGUACAACCAAACCAUCGAGGCCUGCGCAUUGAAGAAGGACUUGGAGAUGCUUUCAGACGGUGACAAGACCGAGUUAGGAGCCAACGGUAUCAACCUCAGUGGCGGUCAGAAGUGGCGUCUCACUCUUGCCAGAGCCAUCUACUCUCGCGCCGGCAUCCUUGUCCUGGACGACAUUUUCUCGGCCGUUGACGCCCACGUCGGCCGCCACAUCUACGAAAAGUGCCUUACUGGCGACCUCUGCCAGGGUCGAACUCGCAUCCUCGUCACCCACCACGUCGCUCUCUGUGAGCCCAGGACCAAGUUUAUCGUUGAGCUGGGCGACGGCACUGUCCAACACUCUGGUUUCCUGUCCGAGCUCACCGAGGAUGGAACGCUGCAGAUGAUCAAGAGCCACGAGCAGUCAUCCCAAGAGAUCGCCGAUGAGGAGGCCACGGCCGUCAACUCGGAGCAGGCUUCUGAUAUCGAUGUUCCCGAGGUCGCCGAGCUCAACGGAGAUGGUGGUGUUCUGAAGAAGGUUCCCUCCAAGGCUGCCCGUGCGUUUGUCGAGGAUGAGGCUCGUGAGAAGGGCUCCAUCAAGAAGCAUGUCUAUGCUGCGUACCUGAGCCAGAGUGGCGGUUUACCCUGGUGGGGCUUCGGUUUCCUUCUCUUUGUCAUCUACCAGUUCAUCGUCAUUGGAAGAUCAUGGUGGCUUCGUAUUUGGACCGGCACAUCGGAGCAGUCCAUUAAGACAUUCAACCAGCAACCGCAACACCAAUUCGCCUAUGCCGUUACCCUCCAGCACAGCGAACUUCACGUUCCGUCUCAAAAUGUCAGCAUCAGCAUGGACAAGGAUACCUUGUUCUACCUGGGCGUCUACGUUGGUAUCUCUGCGUUCUCCGCCAUCCUCGGCACAGGUCGCUUCUUCUACUUCUUCGUGAUGAGCUACAAGGCCAGUCGCCGCAUGUUUGAGGGCAUCACCAGGACCGUGCUCCGCACCCCGCUCCGAUGGCUCGACACUGUUCCUACCGGCCGCGUCCUGAACCGCUUUACUGCCGACUUCAACGUCAUCGACAACAGGCUCGGCAUGGAUCUCUCUGGCGUCUUUGGCGCCUUCCUCAGCGUGAUCGGAAUUUGCGUCACCGCCUUCUACGUCUCGCCGCUCAUCAUCCCCCUGGCCUUCAUCCUGCUCCUCAUUGCCGUCUGGAUCGCGAUGCGCUACCUCGCCGGCGCUAGGCCGGCCAAGAGACUUGAGAGCACGACAAAGUCCCCCAUUUUCGACCUCUUUGGCUCCACGCUCGUCGGCAUGAUGACCAUCCGUGGCUCGGACAAGGCCCAGACGUACAUUGAUUCCAUGUAUUCGCGCCUCGACGACUACGGCAUGGCAUCAUGGCACCUGUGGCUCUUCAACCGCUGGAUGGGCUGGCGCAUGUCGCUCAUCGGCGCAAUGUUCUCAACUGCCGUCGGCUUCGUCGUCCUGGGCAGCCCCUCGAUGGGCGCCGCUCUCGCCGGUUUCACCCUCUCCUUCGCGCUCGAGUUCUCGCAGGCCAUUGUCUGGUCCAUCCGCCACUACGCCAACAUCGAGCUCGACAUGAACGCCGCGGAGCGCGUCGUCGAGUACUCGGACCUCAAGACCGAGGACCAAGGCGGCGUCGAGCCUCCGGCGACGUGGCCCACCGAGGGCAAGCUCGAGGUCAAGAACCUCGUCGUGAGCUACGCCGAGGACCUGUCCCCCGUUCUCAAGGGCCUCACUUUCAGUGUCAACAAGAAUGAGCGCAUCGGCGUCGUCGGCCGCACGGGAGCCGGCAAGUCGUCCCUGACCCUCGCGCUAUUCCGCUUCCUCGAGGCCCGCUCGGGCAGCAUCUUCGUUGACGGCCUCGAUAUCUCAAAGAUCAAGCUCCACGAGCUGCGCUCCCGACUUGCCAUCAUCCCCCAGGACCCCGUCCUCUUCUCCGGCUCCAUCCGCUCCAACCUAGACCCCUUUGACAACCAGGCCGACGCCGACCUCAAGGACUCACUCCAACGCGUGCACCUCGUCGACUCGAACCCCGCGACGCCCAGCGAGCCAUCAUCCAGCGCGGCGCCCUCCAUCGAUCAGCAAAAGAACGUCAACGUCUUCCGCAACCUCAACUCCCCCAUCUCCGAGGGUGGCGGCAACCUCUCGCAGGGCCAGCGCCAGCUCCUCUGCCUCGCGCGCGCCAUUGUCUCCCGCCCGAAAGUCAUGGUCCUCGACGAGGCCACCUCGGCCGUCGACAUGGCGACCGACGCGCUCAUUCAGCGGUCCAUCCGUGAGGAGUUCAAUGAUUCGACACUGAUUGUCAUUGCCCACCGCCUGAGCACGAUUGCCGACUUUGACCGGAUCCUCGUCCUCAGCGACGGCGCCGUCGCCGAGUACGGCAGCCCGCAGGAGCUGUGGGCCAAGGAUGGUGGUGUGUUUAGGGGUAUGUGUGAGGAGAGCGGCGAGAAGGAGAAGUUGAAGAAUAUCAUCUUUUCCUAA